AUGGCGACCACGAAGAGUGCAAAUAGAGAUGCAAAUGAUCUCUUUAGAAAGCAUACCAUCCAUGAAAUACGUGCAAUGCAUGCUGAGCUGGGCAAAGAUGUCGAAAACAAGAAGCAAGAGUUACGAAGUAUGGUUGGUGAACGAUACCGUGACCUGAUUAUCGCUGCCGACUCUAUAUCCACCAUGAAGGACGUCGCAUCAAACAUUCAGUCAUUGAUUAGUGACAUACAGGACGGGUGUGAUACUCUGAAUGUAAAAAGGACUAUAAAUAACGAGAAAUCAUCUUCAAAACUAUCAAAUGAUGCCGAUGCAGAUAGGAAGAAGCAGCUGUAUCCUAUCGCUGCUCAAAUCAAGCUGCUUGUCGAUACUCCUGAACAGAUAUGGCACGCUCUGGAACACCACCAAUAUCUGAGAGCUAGUCAACUCUACAUGCUGGCGAGACUCAUCUUCAAAAACAUUCAUUCAAGUAAAGAUGCACUAUCCACAAAGGCUCAGACUUCGUUUCCAGUGGUGCAGAGACAAUGGGAGGCUGUCUCCCACUUUAGAGCUCCCAUAGUACAACGAGCUACUGCACAUCUAAAAGAAACGACUCAGACUCCUCAAGAGUUGGCAAACACAUUAUGUGCAAUGAUGCUACUUGAUGGAGCACCUCCAUCAGAAGCUCUACAAAAGCUUCUAGAUAUGCGUAGAAUAGCAGCCAUGGAAAUCCUCACUGAUACCAAAACAGACUCCACACCCGCAACACUAAUAUGUACAGUAAUCACGCUUAUUGAAGUCACCCUUCGGCAAACAGCUACAUGCUUUCUGGCUCCUCCGCGGCCACCUGGCACUCCAUCUUCAACACCAAUAGGAUUAUCAUUACUAGAAACUUGUGUACGAAAAUUGACGUCCACGACAAAGACCACUCUAGAUGCCCAGCAUUCUGCCCUGUCCGGCCUAUAUUCCGAAAAGACCAAUCUACAUAUAUUAUUUAGACAUUUACCACCUGCUGUGCAAUCAUUUGUACCAUAUUUGCAUCUCCCAAACCCAUCAUCGAUUGUACCUGAAUCGGAAGUACGGAAACUUGUGGCUGCUUGUAUUGAACGGUUGAUGAAGGAAGUGAACGAUGGUGCAUAUCAAGUGCUAAAAACAAGGGUUGGAUCCGGUAUACGGUUGUCUCAAGUGAGACAAUCUGUACUAGACAAGAUUUCAUCUAUUGAAAUAGUACCCUCUGCUGAAAAUGGUCAUAGCCCGUCACCAUCAUCACCAGCGAAAUCAGCGCCUCAAAUACCAUGGUCGUCCAUCACAUCCCAACUAUUAGAAAGCCGAUUCUCAUUCUGGACUAGCCUGUUACGAUCCACCUUCUUUCGCCGAGCCAAAGAUCUCAUAGAAGCGUCAUUCACAGUCAUAACGACGCAACCUUCGACUUUGUAUACGUCAAAACUAGAAUCAUUGAGUACCCAGGAUCGAAAUAUGGAAGGUUUUAUAUGGGCUGCUGAAUCUGAUGGAGUGUUGCGUGGAUGGACACCAUCGAUUGCUGAAAUAACGGGAAAGUUUGAGAAGGGGAUUAUGGAAGUCAGAGCGGAUAUAGAACCAUUGUUUGCUGGUAGUAGUGUUAAGGAUGAUGAAGAUCCGUUUGAUUUGCAGAUUGAUGCCAAAUCAUUAGCCAAAGCAUACCAGGAAUGUACUUCAAUGGCAUUGCAAGGAUACAGAGAUGGAUUGAUUGCACUCCUUGAUGCCACAAGACCCAGAGGUGAACAUACUCCAUCUGAAAGAGAGCUACGAGUGGAUCAAGGACUGUUUAUUGGGCGAGCUGCACAAGCUAUCGUCACUCGAUCGAAAGCUUUUGCUAGUGCUCUCUUCUUGGAGGAGCCAUUAUCUAGUAGUGUUACUGGUAAUUCGUCGAGGACGUCUCGAACGAGGAGACCAUCGUUUCGCAGUGGGAGUACUUUGUCGUUGCGGGUGCUUGGUGCUGUUGAACCUGAUCCAAGACUAUCUCAUCUAAAUCGCAUGAUGAUGGAAGUCUACAUCCUAUCCCAUGGACCAUGGACACGUUCAACAGCAGAUUCUAUAGCAACGCUCGUAACCAAAUCUCUGAAGUCAUUUGAUUGGAGACAAGUGAAUGCCUUGACUGAAGUAUGGGAACCAGUAUCCAUUCAAGGAACGAAUGAUGCUGGCGAAUCUAUAGAAGAGAAGGUUUCAUUGCCUGUAUUCGCAUCGAGCUUUCUGGUGGAUGGGCUAUGGAGUGCUUGUAAGGAGAUUAAUCGUGUUGCUGGGUUUUCACUUGAUAAGACCGUAUUACGAAACUUUCUACUCGAAUUAUCCCGUCGAACAUUACAAUCCUACGAAGACUUUUGCAACUCAGUCCUCAUGACUGACUCGGUCUCUGAAAAAUCCGCCUUCCAACUCUUAUUCGAUCUACGCUUCCUAUAUAAAGUCUUUGAAGGAGCAUGGAAUCCACCACAACAGCAAUCAUCAUCAGAUAUGGGUAUAGGCCACAUAGGUCUGGAACUCGAAAGCAAAUCUCACGACGUAUUAUCACGAAUCAAGAGUAAAAUCGAUCCGAUUGAUUUAGCAAUUGUGGAUGCUCCCAUACGUGGGAAUGUAGAGAGGUUUUAUGUUAGGACUCGUAGUAUGUUUGGUGGGAUGUUGGAUUUGAAUGCUAUACCACAGGAAGGGAGGACGAAUCCUGCAUUACAUGAAUUGCACAAUGUCAUUGCUUUAGCGCAAGGAGCACCUCGAUUCACGCUAUUGCCUGUUCCUGCACCAUUGGCGUCUCGUACUAGUCAGUUUAGAUUGGCUCGUGCUGGGAAAAUGGAAUCAAGUGGGGCACUACCACCACUAGUAACUCCUCCAACGAAACUCAUCCCCCAACCCACCGCUACAACAGCAACAUCUCAAGACACCUCAUCACCAAGCGCCCGCUACCGCGCUGCCAUACGAGUCGCGCAACGAACAGCCCCCUCCAUCGAAACAUCCACAACAUCUGCCUCAUCAAUCUUCAGUAACGCAGCUGCAACAAUGGCUGGAGCAGCUGGAAGCCCUGCAAUAGGAUUAGCUGGUGUGAAUCAAUUGGCUCAAGGUGGUCAACAGGCUUUACAACGGGGUACAGAGUAUUUGAUGAAUGCUGGUGGAUUUUUGGGUGGGUUGUUGGGUGGUUCGCAAGGGAAUUUGGCGUCGCCGGGAGGCGGAAGUGUUGCGGGGCAGAGGCCGGCGAGUCCUGCCGUUGUUAAGACUGCUUCGCAUAGGUAG
Messenger RNA from Synchytrium microbalum, 3231 nucleotides. RefSeq lists its product as uncharacterized. NCBI's taxonomy places the organism in Eukaryota, Fungi, Chytridiomycota, Chytridiomycetes, Synchytriales, Synchytriaceae. Gene Ontology annotation, cellular component: Golgi apparatus; COG complex. Gene Ontology annotation, biological process: intra-Golgi vesicle-mediated transport. The coding region runs from base 1 to 3231 and encodes 1076 amino acids. The transcript is spliced from 11 exons. The record is from RefSeq and is a predicted model, not a curated record.